Phaeodactylum tricornutum CCAP 1055/1 is the source of this 2709-nucleotide messenger RNA. RefSeq lists its product with no specific name. Bases 1 to 2709 code for a protein of 902 amino acids. The transcript is spliced from 3 exons. The record is from RefSeq and is a predicted model, not a curated record. Lineage: Eukaryota; Bacillariophyta; Bacillariophyceae; Surirellales; Neidiaceae. Gene Ontology annotation, molecular function: ATP-dependent chromatin remodeler activity; ATP binding; DNA translocase activity.
AUGGCGAGCCGUACCCAUACAGUACCUUCGUUAGAUCGAUGUCGACGUCGUCGGGUAAUUGUUGAUUCAUCCGGCAGCGAUAGUGGAGAUGGUACGGAAGUCGAAGUCUUUCCGUUGUCGCGUCCGACCCGUUGGCUCGGUGAUGACGAUUUUUCCGAUACUUCCUCAUCCUUGGAAGGGCACCUUCGUAAAUUGGAUUUGAAGCACUCACGUUUGGACGAUGAGAUUCAAAGGUUAGCUCGAGCAUCGAUAGACGGCGCUGUUCGGGAUACAGUGGAAGAGUCGUUUGACCUUUCCAUAGGAGACUCGAGUUCCAGUGGAAGCGUGGAUGGCCCAAAUCUUUGCGAAAAAGAGGAUCCCACAGAGCUUCCAUUGGGUUCCAACUGGAUUUGUGAUCGGAAAAGCAAUGAAAUGUUAUUGCGUGCCCAGGAAAGCGACACAACAGAAGUCGACUGGCCAGAUCUGCGCAUACCUCGUGGGCUCUUUCAAAAGCUUUUUGACUACCAGAAAAGUGGUGUCCAGUGGAUGGGGACACUCCAUCAGGUUGGCAUCGGAGGUGUGCUAGGAGAUGAUAUGGGAAUGGGUAAAACAUACAUGGCAUUGACCUUCUUAGGAGGAUUGAUGCGAACUGGCGUAAUACGGAACGCACUCAUCGUUUCACCUGUCUCUGUUUUACGCUCCUGGGAAAAAGAGGCCCAGAAUGUUUUGACCCAGUGCGUUCACGAUGUUCGCAUUGCUGUCCUUUCCAGCACCCAGAGUCAACAGCGCGAUAGAAUUUUGCUUAAAGCCUUGGAAGACGAAUCGUCAAAUUAUUUGAUUAUUACGAGUUACGGACAAGUCCGGUCGGCCACUUUGAGUUUCGUUCAAAGUGAUUGCUGUUUCGACUACGUGGUGCUGGAUGAGGGUCACCAAAUCAAGAAUCCUACCAGCGCAACCAGUCGGGCUUGUCGCCGGAUCUGCCGCAGUCGCGAGACGCAUCGGCUCUUGCUGACAGGAACGCCUAUACUCAACAAUCUUAAGGAACUCUGGGCACUUUUUGAUUGGGCAACGAGUGGGCAGAUUCUCAACAAGCUGAAAACUUUCACGAAUUACUUCGCUCGACCAAUCGAAGACGCUCGCAACAAGAAUGCGACAACACAUGCAAUCAAACUGGGACAACGGGUGAACAAGGAACUUCAGGAGAAGCUCAAGCCGUACUUUCUGCAACGCCUCAAAGUUGACUUUCUCAUAGACAAACUUCCGUCGAAAAACGAACUUGUUGUUUGGACGCAUUUGAGUUCAAAACAGCGUACAAUGUACUCCGACUUCGUGGACUCCAAGGAAUCAGUGGUAAGCUCGAUCCUUUCUGGUGAAACCAGAUCGCCGUUGGAAGCCGUUACAUGGCUGAAAAAGCUCUGCGGGCAUCCUAUUCUAGCAGAAGAACUCGCAAUCAAUGUUGGACGUUUACUUGCUACGGCCAGUCCUGAUGAUUUGGUCCAGCAAUCGGCCAAGCUCUGUAUUCUCUUGUCGUUGAUCGAAAACUUUCGCCAGAACGGCCAUCGAACCCUCAUUUUCUCGCAGAGUACGAAAAUGUUGGAUAUCAUAGAGAAAACGCUUCUAUCCGAGGGGGUGGAACUGUUGCGUAUUGACGGUAGCUCCAAAGAACAAGACCGACAGCGUUUUGUGGACGACUUCAACUCAAACACUUCCACAACGGACGCGAUGCUACUGUCAACCAAAGCAGCUGGGGUCGGCCUUACCCUCGUUGGUGCCGACCGAGUGAUUAUUUACGAUCCAAGCUGGUACGUCUCAGAAGCUCGUUUCGCGUUGCAAGAGCAGCGCCACCUGGAAUGUGCUAUUGCUGUGACACUAUUGUUGUUCUCACUCCUUUCCAAUAGGACUCCUGCCGAAGACUCACAGGCUGUGGAUCGCUGCUAUCGGAUUGGCCAGACUCGUGACGUUGUGGUGUAUCGCUUGAUCGCUGCUGGUACCGUGGAGGAAAAGAUGUAUGAGAAGCAAGUGCACAAGGAUGGAAUCCGUCGUACUGUGUUCACAGAAGACACGUCGGUGGAGCGCUAUUUCGACAAACUAGAGUUGCGCAAGCUCUUUGCGCUGGGAGCUCCGGGUGUUUGCGAGGUCAUGGAGAAAGUGCAGAAAGCAACGCAAGGCGUCGAGAGCAAGUGGGAUCAGCACGAAUUCGUCCUGUCACAAAGUGGGGUUGUUGGUCUAUCCCGUCACGACGGCUUUUACUCGCAAGCCGCCGAAGAGAUUUCUGACAACGAAGAACCCCACGAGCCGUUGUUCUCGGGCAAAGCUGCGGGUGCGCAAGUAUUUGGUCGCGCACAGCGCAUUCUAGAGAAAGAAAGCUAUUCCCAAGUCCGGGCACGUCGCCAAGCCCGUCAGCACUUGUCGAACCAGGUUGCUGUGGAGGGUGACAAGGAAAACGCUGCCGUACAGGUCUCCGUGACGGAUUCUGGUUGCAACCCCAAUGGUGCUGUGGGAAAAGACACGCCCACGGAAUUGCCGGUACGCACUGAAACCGAAGUGGCGCCUUGUGACGUACUACAGCACGUGGAGGAGCUGUUGACUAAUGGGCAGCCCAAGCGUGCCAUGGAGAUCAUGGUGGAAUUGUUGGAAGGUCGGUACGAUGAGUUGAGCAAGGAUGAACGGAUGCAGCUACACCAACAAUGUUCAGAUACUGCCGUGUUGCUAGGCAUUUCCUUUUCGUAA